AUGAGGGUAGAGGUGUAUCAUUUGCUUAGACAUAGAAGAUUGGUGAAAGUCCAACAGUUGUUACAUACAGGGUUUUGCCAAAAAGCAGAUAUGUUUGAAACUUUAAAUGCUUCCGAAGAAAUGAAGAGAUAUGGAAUACCACCAGAUGUUUAUAGCUACAGCAUUUUGAUUGAUGGGUUUUGCAAGAAGGGUGGAGUGGUAGAUAUCUCACAAGAUAUGUUGUACAAUCUUGUGAAUAACAGCUUCGAAUAUCUCAGAUUUUUGGAGGAGAUGGUGGGUAGCAAUUCAACAUCUAGUGCCACAGCCGCUGAUUUCUAUACUCUGAUCCAAGGUUUCUCCAAGAUAGGUCUCUUUGAUAUGGCUUUGGAAGCCUUCAAAUCAUGCUCCAAUGUGUCAUUAGCCGGUUGUGUAGGGAAGGAAAAAGCUAAGAAAGCAUUGCAGCUUUUUCCUUUGAUGUUUAAGAGGAAUGUAUUUGCAGAAGUUGAAAUUUAUAGUACUCUUAUGGAUGGAUUUUCUAGUAUAAAGAAGGAGGAGGCGGUAGAAAUGUACAAUGAGAUGUUUGGAAAAAGUUAUCGAGGCAAUGCUGUAACAUAUACCUUUUUAAUUGAUGGAUAUUGCAAGGUUAAACGCAUGGAUAUUGCUAUAAAGUAUUUUGAUGAGAUGCAGAGAAACAGUAUUGCUCCUGAUGCAGCAACUUACAAUGCUCUCAUGUCAGGGCAUACAGUUGAUGGCUCUGAUUUUAAAGACCCUGGAGAAGCAGAAGCCGCCCAGAGAAGCUUAACAGAAGCGAAUUUGAAAGCAGAAAGCUCUAGAUAG
Molecule: messenger RNA, 816 nt
Organism: Ziziphus jujuba (common jujube)
Lineage: Eukaryota; Viridiplantae; Streptophyta; Magnoliopsida; Rosales; Rhamnaceae
Product: pentatricopeptide repeat-containing protein At2g01740-like
Exons: 6
Coding region: 1-816 (271 amino acids)
Molecular function (GO): protein binding
Source: RefSeq, a predicted model, not a curated record